AUGUGCCCAAGUAUUGGUCUGUGGGAACUUAAAAUAUGUGGUAUAUCGGAAUUCCCAAUAUCCGUAGGAGGGUCGGGUGGUGGGUGGUGGGAGGUCAGUGGUAGGGGGAGGGGGGUUCAGAGGCGAUGUUUGCGGCGCCUGCAGCCAGCGCCCGAGAUAAGCGACGAGCGACGCCCGUCCUAUGAAAUUAUAGCACCCCACUCUGGCGAGUAG
Leptosia nina is the source of this 213-nucleotide messenger RNA. The record is from the annotation of a GenBank genome assembly. NCBI's taxonomy places the organism in Eukaryota, Metazoa, Arthropoda, Insecta, Lepidoptera, Pieridae.